AGCUCUGCAGACUCUGACAUCACAGGUACGGAGUGACGCCAGCAGCUCCUUCCAUGAAUGGAAACAUGGCGGCUGCCAUGGAGUUGAGAUGCUGGGGAGGAGACUGGGGUUUGCCUUCCGUCCACACCGAGUCUCUCAUAGUCCUGGUAACAUCGCUGUCUCUUUGUGAAAAUAACACGGUCGUUGUGUAAAAGUCGAAUUGUCAAAUGGAAAGCUUUGUUUCCCGUGUUUUGUCUCGUCUUUCUCUGUGUAUCUCUAGCUAGCUUUCAUGCUAACUCACCCUCUGCAGUUUGUUUGUCAGAUGCUCGUGCCCAGCUGGUUAUUAUGCAGGAUAGGAAAUAAUAAUAAUGAUAAUGAUAAUAAAGGGUCAUUCCGGUUAUUUCAUGGUUUCCCACAGCAGAGAUGGACUUAUAAGGUCCAUCUUUUUUACACUGUUUAGGCUGGUUGUCAAAAGUUUCUAUCACAGCUAACAGAAAUAUGCUUCUUCAAGGUCAGCUUAUUGAAGGUAAUACUUUAACAUGUUGGGGUAUUUUCAACAUUAUCACGCUAAACGUCUAUCGACGGUAGCCGAGGAGGUCGCAAUCUGGUCAGAAAAGUCAAAUCGAGUCAUUUGUUGGCUGUUUAUCACACGUUUCUGUCUCUGAAUACGUGCGCUUACAACCCCAACCACAGGGGGACACUUUGGCCAGUUCUCCUACAGAGUACACAUGUAUACCGCUAAUAUAGUAUUCAUUGGGAUUUUUGUUGUUGUUCAUUAAAUCAGUCAAAUUUUAUUUAUAUAGUGCCAAUUCACAACAGUCGUCAUCCUAAGACGCUUUCCAAAGAAAAAGAGGUCUAGACCACGCUCAUUGUUUGAUGAAUUAUCAAGACCCAACCUAAGAUGGGACAGAUUUAACUCAUCUCAUCUAACAUGAGUAACAGUGGCAAGGAAAAAUUCCUUUUAACAGGCAGAAACCUUGGGAAGGACCAGACUCAUGCUAGACAGCCACCAGGCCGCUGCUGGGUUGGGGAGAGAAAGAGAUUGUUGUUGUUUUAUUUGUGAUGGUGUCUUUUAUUUUUAUUGCUGGGUUUUAUUUAAAGCGACGUGAACUUCUAGUUUGGCUGUAAUCUUUCAUGUCAAUUUUUCUUUCAGGCCUAUGCCAAGUUUUCUGGAGCCAAAGUCACAGUGUCUCCUAUAGACUGGACAUGGAGGACUCUAACAGGUGGGCUGCAGCUUGCCAUAAACUAGACUGUCAUAACAAUGAGGUCAUGAUGGUAAAUGUCAUGGAUUUAGUGUUUAUGGUGCAUAUACAUUGGAAAAGUGAAAAUAAUCUGCAUGAUUCCUUUGCAGAUGUCUUUUUGCUUUGAAAAUAAAACACUCCCAAAACAAUAUAUAUUAUUUUCUAAAUGUGUCUGUCAUGACCUUUGAAAACAACUAUGAGAAAAUUCUAUUUAGUAGCAAAAAUUGACUGUUUGUAUAAUUGUUGCAUCUCGUUGGAUUUCAUAAAUGGCAGGGAUGGGAGUAAAUUGGAGGUAGAUAGUACUCCAUGCAUGAGAAAACCUUACCAUUGAUGCAGUUUUACUCUUUAAUAACAUUGCCUUGUUUCAUUUGCGAUAUGUUCUUGUCAUUUAAUCUGCAGCAACAGUCCCAGAGUUGCUUUGUGGAGACUCUGCAGUUCAAGAACCAACACAGAUCCUCAACUUCCUCAGAAAACAAGUAAGAGUGGAUGGCUAUUUCCUCCCAAUCAGCUGAGAGUAUCAGACAUAACCCCUAGAUAUACUGUUAUAGCUAUGGAUUCUUUGUUUGUAGAGAUUUAAUGCAGACUUUGAGCUGACAGCCAGACAAGGAGCAGAUACUAUGGCGUACAUCGCUCUGAUCGAAGAAAAACUGAUGCCAGCUGUGGUAACAACAUCUCUGAUCUGUUUUUUUUCUAACUGAAUCUUAUCUUUUAGUCCUGUCAAGAUUCAGAGUGACAAUAUGUGUUCCACAGUUACACACAUUCUGGGUGGAUGCAGAAAACUAUGCCAAUCUGACGCGGCCUUGGUUUGCCUCGCACUCCCCAUUCCCAUUGAACUUCAUUGUUCCAAGUCGCCAUGCCAAUGCUGCCCUCUCUCGUAUCCUACUAACUAAAGGAGAAGCACCGCUGCACAGAAUCACUGAAGUGGAGGGAAAGGUAAACACUGACUUGUCUUUUGUCUUCUUGAAGUUAAGACAUGAGUGUGAAGUUGCAACAAAAUGAUACUAGCUUUGCAUUUCAGAUUUACAGUGAUGCCAAAGAGUGCCUGAACCUCCUUGCUUAUAGGCUAGGACAAGCUAACUUCUUCUUCGGCAACUCGUAAGUAUUGUUACAUUUUGUUUGAGAGCUUUUCCAUGUGACAACAAACAAAUGUCUUCAGUUCAUGAAAUAAUUGUUUACUGUAUAAUUAUGCUAGUUGUCUCCGUGUAGGUGAUUUUCCCAAUGGAAAUCCAGCUACUACUUUUUCAUAGCUUGCCUCCGGAGGGGAAAAACAUAAUCAGAUAUGGUUCAAAAUUCUGAUUUGUGGACUAAAAGUAUGGAAAAUGAAAAAGGAAACUUGGGUUUGGUAAUGUGGCGUUGGGCACAUUAGGCUGUGUGGGUUUUCCAAAGUUUUAUUGGAGAUCAUUCUGGAAGAAAUCUUCAAUUCGAGAAAAUGCUUCAAAGUGCUGACUUUGAUUGCAGAAUAAAUAACACCGAUAAUCAACACUGAUCAUAUAAAAAAAAUCUUCCUUAGAUAUCUCAAAUUGAGGCUGAAUGUGUUGUUAUUUUUUCUCAUGUGGGUUUGUGUUUUGUAGGCCGACCAGCCUGGAUGCCUUUGUGUUUGGCUUUGUGGCUCCUCUUUACAAAGCCAGUCUACCCAGCAGCCCACUGCAGAGCCACCUUAAACAGCUGGAUAACAUCACACACUUCUGUGACAACAUCCUUGCUGUUUACUUCAGCUCAGACCACCCUAGUAAGAGCUCUGCACAGACAGGGGACAUUCACACACUUGAAACUCCAAUAUUGUGAAAUCUACACUAGGAUACAUAGGAGAAGUUUGCAGUGGCUUGCAUACAUGUCAACUAACAACAGUGGCAUUUUCCGUCUUCUUACACCCGUGUUUCACUGCAUGCUUGCUCUUUCUUUCUUAAUUUUUGGGUGUUCAUUGAUCUAACCCUGCUCCCUUUUCCUCUGCCUCAUCUUUCUUCUUCCUCUAACAUCAUCUCUCCCCAGGUCCCCCUCCACCUGUCCAGGAAUCAAUGGAUGCCAACCUUCAGAAACUAACUCAGCUUGUAAAUAAAGAGUCCAACUUGAUAGAGAAGGUGCUUCUGCUUUCCUUUUAUCCUCUUUGCAUGAGUUCAUGGGUGCAUGUGUCAGGUACAGUCUCAGCUGAAAUAAAUAGUAGAAGUAGUGAAUCUUUCAAAAUUGUAGUCAUACUGUUACUCCACCAUCCUGCUCUGACUAAUCUGGACCUUCUGAACUUUAGAUGGAUGACAAUCUCCGCAGCAGCCCUCAGCACAAACCCCACAGACCAGAGCCCAAACCCAGUCUGGCCAGUGAGAAGAACUCAACCCCGGCCUAAUCCUGACCUCUCAGCCUCUAUGAAUGGAAGAGGAACAGCCUUUAGAUUAAAGGUGCAGCUUUAUAUCGGACUAAAUUUCUUGUAAUGGAAGAAAAUGUCAUCCAGCUGAACUUUACCUUAAACAGCAAAUGAUCCGGUAAUAUAUGGGUGUGUGCUGUAAAAUUGUAAAAGAGACUCAUUAUACAGCAGAAUAAUGAUGAUAGCUUUUAAAGAUGCUGGCCUGACGGAGAAGGGAGAGUGCAUGUGUGAGGUUAUUUUUAAAAAAGGUUGAGUGCAUGUAUGUGGUAGAGGGCUGAAUGCUUUGAAGAGGUGCCUGAUGGGAAAGAUAUAAAGUUAAAAGAAAAGCUUGAAGUAAAUGAAAAGUCCAGCAGAAAAAAAGGAAACUAAAGAUCGGGCUUCUGGUUCAUCUUUAUUUUUCAUGAUACUGUGUGUAGUUUUUUUUUUUUGUCAGAAGUAACUUUUUCCUGCUCAUUUUCAGUUUAAAAUGUCCUGACCUACAUUAUGGGGAUAUUUAAAUUACUGAGUUGUUUUUACAUUUAUCUAAAAAAUUAGUCAGGCUGUGACCUUAUUAAGUUAUGUAAAUCCCCAGAGUUUAAAUCUGUGUUUUAUCAUAGAGGUUCUUAGAUCCCGUAGCACCCCUCUGAGCACAUAUCCUCUGCAAAAAAAAAAAAUGUUAAGUAGAUUAUAACAGCAUCUGAAUUGUAAUGUACAGCAUGUAUGUCAGUACUCAAUGAUAUAGAGAACACCAUGCACUUUUUUUGCUUUGCUCCCUUUGCUUUGUAUAGCUUGUAAAGAUGUAAAUAGUUUCAUUAUUUAAAAUUCCUCUAAUAGGGCUGACCAGCUUAUCUUUUUACCGGGACAUUAAGGUAAAGGAAGGUCUUUAACAGAUUUUAUUUACUUAUUCAUGCAGGAAAAUGAGGGACAACUGUUGUAAACCUGUGUAUCACUAAUCAGAGAAACCCUGCGUCACUAAUACCAAACUCAUUUCUGUUGUUGCUGUGUUUUUUUCUUGUUUUUGUUUGUUUGUACUGCUGUGUUUUCAUUUGCUGUGCCUAUUUAACAUCACCUUGUUAAAGCUUAAGUGUCUGUCCCACUUUGGGAAUUUUCUCCAUCUGCCUUUUUGUUUUAUUCAUACUGUGUGAAUUUCUCUGAUUGAAAUUGAACUUUAAAGUGUUGGGUUUUUUUUAUUACUGUUUGUUUCCUAGUUUCCUCACAGCUCACACAUUUACUCAACCAUGUCUGCUUUCAUUAUUUUUUUCCCAUGUAUCAGUUGUAAAAUCUAAAUACUUGUGAAGACAUUAAGCUGUUGCAACGUCCAAAUUCCUGGUUACAUUCCCUUUAAAGCACCAUAUCCUGUGACUAAAGCAUUCAUUUCUAUGUGUGUUUGCUACCAAUCCCAAAAUGUUGUUUCAGAAGACUGUAUGGGUACAGUGUGCCUUCAUGACUGCUCGUAUAUUUGUACAAACGUCAAAAUACGACCUCUAUAAUUUUGAUACAUCAUCAUAAAUUCUGUUGUCUGUCUGUCAUUCUCUGUGGAUAACUGAUGUUUUAUUGAAAUACAGAUACAGUGAUCUAACCACAAACUGUCUUUUAUUUUUCCACACAUCUUUUUUUGUAAAAACAGGCAGUUGCUUGGAUUAAUUUAGCUUUUUUUGUCCUAUUUUUUGUUCUUUAAAGAAGUCCUGAUGCCCAAGUUGGAACAUAGGCUGCUUGUUUUUGCCCUUGACUGUUUUUUUUUCUUGUAGUUGUUGGGAGAACAGAGAGCUCUUUGUUUGGCUCUGGACUUAGGAGUGGAAAAAUAAGUAAUUAUGCUGAAAGGAUGUGACAAACUUGAUAUCAGAUAUUUUCAAAGUCAAGUCAUGGGUCACUUAAGGGCAUUACUUCUGCCAAGCCUUCUCCUGGCUGGUCAGAUCUUUUCAAAGGAGCUAAUUCUUGUAUAUCAAUUACAUAUUUCAAAUCACAACGAUUUUACAACAUUAUAAACCUUCUCCACGAUGUUUGUCAGAAAUAUGUGCUUCUUGGCUACUUUCAGCCGAAACAGACAGGGAUCCUUCCAAAUUCAAAAACAAAUCCUACCAAUUUUCCAACUCUGUUUCAUCCACUUUGGGAAAAGGCAGAUAACAGCCAGUCCAAGGGAAAUGUUAGUUUUCAAAGUCCUCGCCAGGUUUUAGUUGAGGAAUCCAACAGAUCACAUGGAAACCAGCAGCCAUGCCAUAUUCCUCUUUCUCCCGCACUCCUCCUCCUUUGUUGAUUUUUGGGAAAUGAAGCAAAGUGUCAUACAUGAUGAAAAAUAAGGGUACUAGUGCCUGGAAAAAUUGCAGCACGGUAACUAUGAAAUGACAAGUCAUCUGGAGAACGUUGUGUUACUGUAAGUGAGAUAUACGACUUCUUGAGAAUCAGUAGCUGUAAACCAUGAAAAGUCUGGAAGUCUACCCAGUGUAAUGGACUUUGCAGAACAUGUUGGAUUAGUUACCAUCUGUAUUUGAUUGAUCUCAGCUCUUCCAAGUGUAAUGUAAAAACCAUGAAACUCCAUGAGUGCUGUGCAUAUUUUAAAUUAUAUAAUGAAAAUAAUGCAUAUUACAUUACAUUACAGUCUGUGAAAGGGGCAAUGAAACAAACAUGCCAACAAAACUUGUAAACAACAGAAAGUAACCAAAAAAUACAGGAAAUACACCUAUGAGAGUUAGUCUGUGGUUGUUUGUUUUCAAUGAACUACUUUAGAGUUGUAGAAAUAAUAAAGUAGAAUUCUGUUCGUUAAAUUAGCCACAUAAGGGACUACAGUUCAGUUCAAUUUUAGCUGAUCUAGGGCUAAGGUGAAACAUAAUGGAGUUCUGAGGCCCUCUAGUGGUCAUUGUAAGUCAGAGAAACAGUGAGCGGAGGCAAAACACUCUUCAGUCCACUUUUCAUAUAGAAAAUGGCAGUUUGGUUUAACCACAAAAUUUGUUCACAAGACAGGCAAACAAUCCAUCUCAACUCUCUAAGAGUCAGAUAAAACAUUUUUUAAUCAUAUCUGAAAGAUAUUUACACAAUUUAACAAUAUGAAACACAGUUAAAAGUGCUGCAGGAGUCUGUUGGAGCUAUAAACUUGUUUUUUCAACUGUGCCAAAGGAAGCCUUGACUUUUGUUUGACUAGAACAAAGUGCUUUUGAUAACACUUUGCAG
Molecule: messenger RNA, 6720 nt
Organism: Xyrichtys novacula (pearly razorfish)
Lineage: Eukaryota; Metazoa; Chordata; Actinopteri; Labriformes; Labridae
Source: the annotation of a GenBank genome assembly